AAUAUGCUUUUAUUUGACGAUUUAAUGGAUUUAACUCGUGGAAAACUUAGAAUGGACUUUUAUCAAGAGCUUCAUACUUGGCAAAGACUGAAAAUUGCUGGAAUUCCUCUGAGUAGAAACUACAAACACAUUUCUGAGUGCUGUUAAGGAGGAAAUAAUCCCACAUGUGGUUUUUGGAUCAUGGCUGCGGAGUGUAUGGUGAAGGUUGUGGUUCUGUUUUGUCUCGUGAUGUUGGGAUCUUGUUUCUCAGGGAUUUUUGACACUUUGGAUAAAUAUACCUCCAGCGAGAGCAACGAUCGGUCCAGAUUCCCUUUAGACAAUUCCACCAUCCAGCCAGGACUUCACAUGGCAUCAGACAUUCAUCCAAACCUCUACUUUGACCUCACAGAACUCCGAUCGCUGAAGAAGAAAGCUGCCAGUACACAUGGUCACAUUUUCAAAGUGAUCCAGAACGCCGUGAGCGUCAUGCUGGACAGCCCAGCGAUCUACCUGCCACCGUUAAACCACGAGGAAUUCGGAAAGAAGUGGAAUGAGAUUUAUGGCAACAACCUUCCGCCUCUUGCACUUUACUGUCUUCUCCAGCCUGAGGACACUGCAGCUGUUAAGUUUCUGAUUAAAUACAUGGAUAGGAUGGUGGAAUAUCCAGACUGGGCAGUGACCAGUGCGCCAAAUGAUGAAGUUCCAGUCGCCCACUCGCUCACAGGCUUUGCUACAGCGUACGACUUCAUUUACAUGUAUCUGGAUGCCCCGAAAAAGGUUCGGUACCUUAAAAAGAUACGUUCUGUCACUGAGGAACUUUUCAGACUCUCAAAGCAUAGAGGUUGGGGCAGACAAUUUCUACAAAACCACCAGACUACAAACAUACUUGCCAUUCUUAUUGGUGCUAUUGUGACGGGUUUGCAUAACGACCGUGAGACCAUGAUGUGGAAGCAAGUUGCUGUGAACUACAUGGAAAAGACCAUGUUCCUGUUAAACCAUAUUGUCGACGGUUCCUUGGAUGAAGGUGUAGCGUACGGCAGCUACACAGCCAAAUCCAUCACUCAGUAUGUUUUCUUAGCAUUACGCCAUUUUGACAUUGACAACACGAGGAACAACUGGCUCAGAGCGCACUUUAUGUUUUACUAUGCCACCGUUCUGCCUGGUUUUCAAAGAUCAGUGGGCAUCGCUGAUUCGAACUACAACUGGUUCUAUGGGCCUGAGAGUCAGCUGGUUUUCCUGGAUGCUUUUGUGCUCAGAAGUGGCUCUGGAAACUGGCUUGCCCAACAGAUCAGGAAGCACAGGCCCAAAGAUGGACCCAUGAUGCCGUCGGUAGCCCAACGCUGGGCCACUUUGCAUACAGAGUUUAUUUGGUUUGAUGCAGAACUUCCUGCCCAGCCUCCUGCUGGUUUUGGGAAAGAAAGCAUGCAUGCUUUUUUAAACUGGGGGGUGGUUACAUAUGGGGCAGGGUUGCCUUCAGGCCAGGGCAACACCUUUGUAUCUUUUAAAUCUGGGAAGUUAGGUGGUCGCGCAGUAUAUGACAUUGUUCAUGCUAAGCCUUAUUCCUGGAUUGAUAGCUGGAUUAAUUUCAACCCAGGUCAUGAACACCCUGAUCAGAACUCUUUUACCUUUGCCCCGAAUGGGCAGGUUUUUGUCUCUGAAGCUUUGUAUGGCCCAAAAUACAGCUACCUCAACAAUGUACUGGUAUUUGCACCUUCCCCGACAAGCCAGUGCAAUGAACCAUGGGAAGGACAGCUGGGAGAGUGUUCGAAGUGGUUACGAUGGGGAGAAAAGGAGGUAGGAGACAGCGCUGGUGAAGUUAUUGCAGCAGCUUCACACGAGGACACCUUAUUUGUUAGCGGAGAGGCUGCGUCAGCCUAUUCCUCUGCCAUGAAGCUGAAAAGUGUGUAUCGGGCCCUGGUUCUGCUUAACUCUCAGACUUUGUUGGUCUUAGAUCACGUAGAAAAAGAAGAGGCGUCUCCGCUGACCUCAUUUAGUGCCUUUUUUCACAAUCUGGACAUUGACUUGAGAUAUGUCCCUCACAGGUCUUUAGGCAGGUACAGUGGAGCGAUGAUGGAUGUCUGGGAUGCCCAUUACGAAAUGUUCUGGCUGGACAGUCAGGGCAACAGUCCAGUUGGCAGGAUACAGGAAGUAGAGCAGGUCGCGGAGUUCAAAAAGAGAUGGACACAAUUUAUUAACGUGACUUUUUCUAUGGAGGGUUUGGUCACUCGUGUAGCAUAUUUAAUGCACGGCCCAUUUGUCAAGGUCUCAGAUUGCAGAUUCAUUGACAAAAGCAAAAAUGGGGUUAAACUGGCUAUUACUCUGAAUGACACGGAGACUGUAGUGUCUAUUGCAACCAACUACAACGAUAUAGGUGCCAGGCGUAGCUAUUUAGGCUUUGCAGGAUUUGCGAAAGCUGAGAGCGCAAACAGGAUCAUUAAUUUUGGUCAAGGAAGUCAAGCUUACAACAGCCAAAUCCAAAAAUAUUCCACGUUUAGCGUUGGUUUUGUCAUCAAUAUCACAACCGUGUGGAUUCUGUGUUUCGCCAUCGCGUUUUUGACCAUCAAAAGAAAGUUUACAGUGUCAUCUCGUAAACUUAUGCGCUGCUCUGUUGUUUCGGUCUUAAUCUUCUGGGUGCUUGAACUUUUAGUUUUGUCGUAUCGCUGUCAGGAUGUCUUCUGUGGCAUCAUGUCGAGAAAUCCCCAACGUUCAGCGGAGAAAACCAACCUCCCUCCUGAUCAAACCUCAGAUCCCCUGCCAUUCAUAAUCAUCACCUCACUUCCGGGCUCUGGCGCUGAGAUUCUACAACCCCUAUUUGAUAACAGCUCAGACUUUGUGUACCUUAGCGUGCCCUCGACGUACCUCCGCAUCCCAGAGACAAAUUUUGCUCCUGAUUCUUUUACAGACGCUUGCGAGUGGUCCAGGGUAGAUGCACAGAGCGGGAAAUUUCAAACCAUUCAAGGAUGGUUCCAUUCCAUGGUGCAUAACAUCAGACUACACCUGCAAAACAUUCAGCUCUACAAGAGCAGCAGCUAUACGGGGGCAAAAUUAGCUCAGCGAGCAAAGAAGGGGCGGAGGAAACUCCUGAUGGAGCAGAGGACCACAAGCAAGGAGGUGGAAUAUAUAAAGGACUUGAGGCAGCACUUAGUCACAUAUCCAAAUGCUUGUCCUGUCCUGAACCUGCGCAGCGGUAGCUGGUCCUUAAAAUUACCUUUCAUCCACGAGGUCAUAGGGCACUCGCUCCGCUCACUCCAAGUGGUGCGAGACCCACGAGCGUGGAUCUAUCUUAUGCUUUACAACACCAAACCAAGCCUUUACGCCAGCAAAAACAUUAAGAAACGCUUACUCAACAUAAUAAAACAGGGCAGUGAUCAGGCAGCUCAGGGGUGCACCAGGUUUGACGCUGCGUUUCAGCCUCUGGGAAGCGUUCUCGCUCAGCCUGACGCUAGCCCGGUCCUGCUGCUCGCUCACCUCUGGCUGGCUCACACAUCGGCCAGCCUUAAAGCGAGCUCAGACCUGCCCUCGCACGCCUACCUCAGGGUGAAAUUCGAAGAUAUCGUGAAUUCUCCUGAGAGUACAGCGGAGAGCAUACACAAGUUCCUUGGGGUGCCUGUCACACCCGCCGCUCUAAACCAGCUCGCAUUUGCUACGUCCACAAAUCUGUAUCAUUUAGUUUAUGAAGGGGAGAUAUCUCCUGCCAAAAUUGACGUGUGGAAGGAAAAGCUGGCUUCUGAUGAGGUUACACUGAUAGAGAAAGUCUGUGCGACUGUCAUGGAUAAUCUAGGCUAUGAAAGGCAUGCACCCUUCAUAUAAACAAUAUUGAAUGUUGGGAUUUGUGUAAAAUAUGUUUUGUAUGAAAUUAUCUUUUGAUAUUAAAGAAGUUUAUCAGUA
This is a messenger RNA of Trichomycterus rosablanca, 3867 nucleotides long. It is a transcript of the gene dsela, whose product is annotated as dermatan sulfate epimerase like a. Gene Ontology annotation, molecular function: chondroitin-glucuronate 5-epimerase activity. The transcript has a single exon. Lineage: Eukaryota; Metazoa; Chordata; Actinopteri; Siluriformes; Trichomycteridae. The record is from RefSeq and is a predicted model, not a curated record. Bases 181 to 3789 code for a protein of 1202 amino acids.